AUGGAAAAUUCAGAAAUCAGAAAGCGGAGUGUGGCGGACAAACAGCAUGCAACGUCCAAUGAAAGAGUCAAUAAGUGGAGGCCAAGAGGAGUGUGCAUUAUUCGUUCUUCAAACACCAUUACAUUAGCCAAGCUCCAUAUACUUUUGCAACUUAUAAGCAAGUUCGAUUUGACGUUUUUCACCACGAGUGAAGGUAUUGCACCUGUACGCACGCACCCACUGAAGCACGAGUUCACCAGGAACGACUAG
Messenger RNA from Sphenostylis stenocarpa, 249 nucleotides. NCBI's taxonomy places the organism in Eukaryota, Viridiplantae, Streptophyta, Magnoliopsida, Fabales, Fabaceae. The record is from the annotation of a GenBank genome assembly.